Perkinsus marinus ATCC 50983 is the source of this 381-nucleotide messenger RNA. RefSeq lists its product as hypothetical. Lineage: Eukaryota; Perkinsozoa; Perkinsida; Perkinsidae. The transcript has a single exon. The record is from RefSeq and is a predicted model, not a curated record. The annotation marks the transcript as partial.
AUGGGCCUUCCACAGGCUACCAUUCCUGGCUCAUGCCCAUUUGGAGCUACAAGUAGCGUCACCAGCUUCCUACGGACUGGAGAGUUCCACUGUCAUGUUAUUCGGUCCCUGGGAUUAGUCAAUGCCUUGAGUUACCUUGACGACUUUUUCCCCAUCGAAGUCCCCCAGCUAUCCGCCUCAGCUUUGACCUUGGUCGAGUUCGUCAUGGAACUACUCACUGGGGCCCGCAUUAAACACAAAAAGGAUAUCCCUCCUUCUCACGACAACGUCCUCCUCGAUCUUCGCGUGAAUCUCGAACACGGGCAAUGCAUUGUCUCUCUGACUCAAGACCGACGCGCGAAGCUCAUUUGCGACCUCCUGGACGUGAAAUCUGGUGCUUUG